GAAAAUAUUAGGUUUGACGUACUUGGGCUCAGUGUUACACUUAAGCGUUGGGCUCAGUGUUACACUUAAGCGUUGAAUCAAGGAGGCGUGAAGGAAACAAAUCAUAGAGGUUGAAGAUGCCAUCCUACGCUUCCCCUGCUCUCCUUGUUCGUUCCAUGCGUUCUCUUUUUCGUCCUUCACAACAAGGCAUUACCAGCAGGGUUUGGUGGCCAGGGUUUGCCAAAGGGCAUCAUCGUACGGGUGUAAGAGACAAGGUCUCCAACUUCGGAUCCAUUGCUGAUGACAACAACGAAAAUAAUACAAAAACACAAUCGUUUAAUGUUCAGCCAAGAUCAGUUCCAGUUCACGUUGCACACGAGCUUCUUCAAGUUGGACAUCAGUAUUUGGAUGUCAGGACCCAUGAUGAGUUUCGUGCUGGACAUCCUUCAGGGGCCGUAAACAUUCCUUACAUGUUAAACAAUGGAGCAGAAAUGUUCAAGAAUUCUAAAUUUUUGGAGGAAGUAUCAUCGCAGUUCGGAAAAGAUGAUGAUAUUGUUGUUGGGUGCAAGAGUGGAAGAAGGUCGCUUAUGGCAGCAAGUGAUCUGCAAUCAGCUGGUUUUAAUCAUGUAACCGAUGUUGCUGGGGGAUACACUGCAUGGACCGAAAAUGGACUCCCUAUAGCAAAAUAAAUGUGCUAGCUCGGUCUCCGCACACACUAGCUGACCUAACAAUACUGAAAAUAAGGAGAAAACAAUUAUGGCAAGGAAAAGGCAUAGACAAGAGAUAAGACAAUUGUUUCCAGCUGAAACAAUAUUUGGCAGACACAAUAAGGCAGAUGCUCUAUUACAGAAAGAAAACGAGAGUUAAAUCUUUAA
Molecule: messenger RNA, 854 nt
Organism: Populus nigra (black poplar)
Lineage: Eukaryota; Viridiplantae; Streptophyta; Magnoliopsida; Malpighiales; Salicaceae
Product: thiosulfate sulfurtransferase 16, chloroplastic-like
Exons: 7
Coding region: 117-668 (183 amino acids)
Source: RefSeq, a predicted model, not a curated record